Molecule: messenger RNA, 727 nt
Organism: Halteromyces radiatus
Lineage: Eukaryota; Fungi; Mucoromycota; Mucoromycetes; Mucorales; Cunninghamellaceae
Product: zinc-binding ribosomal protein
Exons: 3
Coding region: 223-543 (106 amino acids)
Biological process (GO): translation
Cellular component (GO): cytosolic large ribosomal subunit; ribosome
Molecular function (GO): structural constituent of ribosome
Source: RefSeq, a predicted model, not a curated record
UUUUUCUCUCUCUUUUUUUUUUUUUAUUAUUAUUAUCAUAUUUAUAUAUCCAUGUAUUUAUUACUUUAUUAAUGACUCACCAUCUUAUUAUAUAAUUUAAUAAAACUUUUAUGCAAUUCAAGGUUGUUAAUGCGGUGCUUGAAUCUUCAACAAUCGCCUCAAAAGCAGAUUUUGGUCCCCCUUUUUUGUUUUUUCUCCUUUGCUGAUUGACGGUUAUCGAUUAUGGUUAACAUUCCCAAGACGCGAAACACCUACUGUAAAGGUAUCAAAUGCCGUAAACAUACACCUCACAAGGUGACUCAAUACAAGGCUGGUAAGGCUUCUCUUUUUGCUCAAGGUAAAAGACGUUAUGACCGUAAACAAUCUGGUUAUGGUGGUCAAACCAAACCUGUGUUCCACAAGAAGGCCAAGACUACCAAGAAGAUCGUACUUCGUUUGGAAUGUACAAAGUGCAAGUACAAGAUGCAACUUCCUAUCAAGCGUUGCAAGCAUUUCGAAUUAGGUGGUGAUAAGAAAACCAAGGGAGCGGCUCUCGUAUUCUAGAUUCGAUUAAUUAACGGAUGGGAUGAUUGGAUUUUUUUAUGUAUGUAUAUGUGUUUUUUAUAUUUUGAAUAAACUUUUAUCUUUAUUUAUAUCAUCAUAUGUAAAAAGAUCUACUCGGAAAUAAAAAACUUGACUAGCAACAAGCAUAGGAAAGGCGGAAAAUUUUCCCUUUCCGUUAUUCUUU